Molecule: messenger RNA, 552 nt
Organism: Gastrolobium bilobum
Lineage: Eukaryota; Viridiplantae; Streptophyta; Magnoliopsida; Fabales; Fabaceae
Product: non-specific lipid transfer protein GPI-anchored 1-like
Exons: 2
Coding region: 1-552 (183 amino acids)
Source: RefSeq, a predicted model, not a curated record
AUGAAAGUUCAGUCCUUGUGUUUGUGCCUCUUUAUGUUGGUGCUCGGUGGCUCCGAAGCUGGCACGGUCAACGGAACAGGAGAUUUGGCGGCUAAGUGCAACCAAUUGGUUCAGAAUGUGAUUCCCUGUUUGAACUUUGCGACGGGCAAUGCGGCGGUUCCGACAAAAGAUUGUUGCGACGCUUCGUCGAAAAUAAAGGACAGAGAUCCUGAGUGCUUGUGCUACUUAAUCCAGCAGACCCAUAAGGGUAGCCCAGAGGUGAAAAGCAUGGGUAUUCAAGAAACUAGGCUCCUUCAACUCCCUACUGCUUGUAACAUGAAGAAUGCCAGCACCACCCACUGUCCUAAGCUUCUGGGUCUAUCUCCAAACUCCCCAGACGCUGCAAUCUUUAUGAAUGCUUCGUUGGGAACUGCUACGGCUUCAACCGUGGGAACUACAACACCGAAUUCUAAGGACUCUUUCGGAAGCAAGCUUAGACCUCCUCUCAUUGCAGUGGCUUGGUCUAUUCUUCUAGUCAUGAUUCCAACUGGGCUUGUCAGCAUUUACUCAUGA